AUGUCCAACAUUGGAAUUUCCACACAGACUCUGCACGCGGACGACGCACUGAAUGUCGUCACCGAUGUCGCUCCGCCCAUGCACCUGGCCACCACCUUCCGCUAUCCCAAAGACCCUGCCGCCUUAGUUCCCGCGGCCGACUAUUGCUCCGGUACCUUAGGUACCUCCAAUCCCUCAUCCCACGUCUACUCCCGCGCCUCAGCUCCAAAUCCAACCCGCUUCGAAGCCAUCCUCUCCUCCAUCCUACACGGCGAAGCUAUCAGCUACUCCUCCGGCCUCUCUGCUCUCCACGCAGCCCUCACCCUGCUGAACCCGGGCCGCAUCUCCGUCGGAGAAGGCUACCAUGGCUGCCACGGCGUAAUCGCUCUCUUCACCCGCGUCAGUGGCCUCCAGAAACUCCCCCUCGACUGCGCGGCUGAGGAUCUCUCCUCAGGAGACGUUAUCCUCCUCGAGACUCCCGUCAAUCCCAAAGGCACAGCCUUCGACAUCGCUGCAUACGCCCAAAAAGCCCACUCGCGCGGCGCAUUCCUCAUCGUGGAUUCCACCUUCGCCCCGCCCUCCCUCCAAGACCCCUUCGUCCACGGCGCAGACCUCGUCAUGCACUCCGGUUCGAAGUAUUUCGGCGGCCACAGCGAUAUCCUCUGCGGCGUCCUCGCCACCCAGCGAAAGGACUGGUACAAGCAACUCUUCGCCGACCGUGUCUUCCUAGGCUCUGUAAUGGGCAACAUGGAAUCCUGGCUCGGCGUGCGAAGUCUCCGAACCCUUGAAGUCCGCGUCUCGCGCCAGAGUGAUAGCACCACGAAACUAGUGUUUUGGCUUAAUAACGCCCUGCACGCACCUUCCCCGGCACCAGGCUCGGACGAAGCUGCCGUGCAAGCUGUCUUGGCUGAAGUCUUCCACGCUAGUAUCCAGUCUGAUGGCGGUGACUGGUUGAAGAAUCAAAUGCCUAAUGGGUUUGGGCCGGUGUUCUCGAUUACGAUGGAAGAGGAGGUCCUUGCCCGGACCUUGCCGAGUAAAUUGCAUCUCUUCCAGCAUGCUACUAGUCUUGGUGGUGUUGAGUCGUUGAUUGAGUGGCGCACUAUGUCUGAUAUGACUGUUGAUCGGAGGUUGUUGAGGAUCAGUAUUGGGUUGGAGAAUUGGGAGGAUUUGAAGGCGGAUUUCGUGAAGGCGUUUAGGGAGCUGGCUUAA
Molecule: messenger RNA, 1188 nt
Organism: Penicillium cinerascens
Lineage: Eukaryota; Fungi; Ascomycota; Eurotiomycetes; Eurotiales; Aspergillaceae
Product: cystathionine gamma-synthase
Exons: 2
Coding region: 1-1188 (395 amino acids)
Biological process (GO): transsulfuration
Cellular component (GO): cytoplasm
Molecular function (GO): pyridoxal phosphate binding; carbon-sulfur lyase activity
Source: RefSeq, a predicted model, not a curated record